CAUCCAUCUUUCGACAACUUCAUUGCACUAUCCCCCCAUCAUCACCCAAAAAAUAACAGGGAAUUAGUAGCCCACGAUGACUACGGCCCACAGACCUACAUUUGAUCCCGCACGAGGCAAGGAAGCCCUCCGCGGCCCAGCCUACCACCAGCGCCUCCUCCCCGCCCAUACACAGCUCAAAUACCGCCAAUCCGGCCAAGGCGGUGAUGCCGACGACGACGGUUCCACGCGCGACCUUGCUGCCGAGCUUCUCGCUGCUGAGUCUGCCCACUUCUCCAAGAAGAAGGGCAUCAGCGCCCCCGGCGAUGACGACGAUGAAGAUGAGGACGAGACUGCCGCCUCCCUGCACGGCGAGAAGCGAGCGCUACCCCCCCAAGAUAAUGAAGAAGAAGAAAGCUUAGAAGCAAAGAGACGGCGGAUAUUAGCGGAAACAAGAGACAUCGAUGCGGAUGACAGCGAUGAAGACAACGACGAUGAUGAUGAUGAUAGCGACGACGACAGUGACGAUGAAGAUGCAGAGCUGCAACGAGAGCUGGAGCGUGUGCGUCGCGAGCGAGAGGAGAAGAAGAAGCGCGAGGAGGCGGAGCGGGCGGCCGAAGAGGAAGAUGCGCGAACGCGCAAUAUCGCCCUGGGUAACCCGUUGCUCAAUAAACAGGAUUUCACAAUGAAGAGGCGCUGGGACGACGAUGUCGUGUUCAAGAACCAGGCCAGAGGCACAGAGGACCGAAACAAGAAGAAGGAGUUUGUCAACGAUAUGCUACGAUCGGACUUCCACAAGAGAUUUAUGAAUAAAUAUGUUAGAUAAUUUUGUAUUAGAUUAUGUAUAUACCACCCAACCAAGCGAUUUACUCUUUUUCUUCUACUUUUCCUCCUCAAGCAGUCUAUGCUCCAUCUCUUCAAACGCGCUAAGCACGCUUCCGUACUGCUCGUAUACGCCUUGUCUGUAGCCAAUGUCUACCUUUUCCACGGAUCCCUCCUCCUUCCAUCUAGCGCCGAUAAGAUCAUCAAAGGUCUCGCCGUCCUUGCGCUCAAGUCCCCAGAGAGCCUUGUACGCACCGCCCAUGGCGCAUGCGUUGCCGCCAACAUCCAACUUAUACACGCCCUCAGCGCCGCCAAGGACAGAGCCAAUCACGGAUGCAAUGGCAGGGUUCAGCGAACCUCCACCAACAAGGUAGAUGCGGCGCGGCUGAGCGGGGAGUAAGUCGUCCGGCUUGUGAACGAGCGCCUGGGAGCGAAGUCGCAUAGACAGGGCCUGGGACUCGACAAUGGCGCGGGCGUCCACGGCAGGCGACCAUUUAGACUCGGACGGGUGCAGGUUAGAGCCGUCGGCGGCACAUUCGUAGCGGUAUGUGCCUGCGCGGAUGUUGGGCACGGUUUCGCGCAAGUCAAAGUAGAGGCCAAUCUUGGCGUUGUCCGUCUCUUCGUUGGUGACGUCGAGCGGCUUUGUGUCGAAGAUGGCCUUGUUGAAGUUCUCCCAGCCAGUCGGGCCGUUUUCUGGCUUUGGUAGCGCAUCGCGGACCUUUUCUCGCGAGAGGCCACCGUUCUUGUAGCACAGCAUGAACAUGUAGUGGCCUGCAGUUGUGGGGUGGUUGAAGAAGUGGUAUGCGCCGUCGGGCUUGUAGGCAGGUGUGUUCAUGAGGAAGGUUGUCGAAGUGCCUAACGACACAAUGGCAUCAAGAGGGCGCAGUGGCAGCGCGAGGAUAGUCGCAGGGUUGUCGCCGGUAAACGGGAUGAUCUGGCAGCCCUUGUUGAAGCCGUAGCGAGAGACAAAGUAGUUGGAAAUGGAGCCGAGGGACUUGCCACCGUCCAUGGCCGGGGCACCCAGCUUGGCGCGCAGGUCCUCAACGCCGUCUGCGCCGCCGGCAAGGGCAAGGAGCUCGUCGUUGUAGCGCUGGUUCGGGAUGUCCCAGAGGUUCAUGCCGCAGACGUCGCCGACGUCCAUGGGGGCGAUGGAUCCGAGGAGCACGGAGGCGAGCCACGAAGAAACGAGGGCGAUUCGGUGUGUGUUGGCGUACAUGUCGGGGAGAACACGGCGGAGGCGCAUGAUUUGUGUGCCGGUGAAGCGCUG
Molecule: messenger RNA, 2068 nt
Organism: [Torrubiella] hemipterigena
Lineage: Eukaryota; Fungi; Ascomycota; Sordariomycetes; Hypocreales; Clavicipitaceae
Source: the annotation of a GenBank genome assembly